GUGAUAGUCCAUGCCCCUUGAGCGGGGGGGGGGUCUCUGUUCCCCUUACCCGGGUGAUGCUGAUGGCUCCAGGGCUAUUUUUAACCCCCUCAUUGCUGAGUUGCCUUGGAUGGGGGUGUCAGGGGUGAGCAGAGCUGCGCUCCUGCCACAGCUUUCAUCUCCCUCCUGAAGGGCUUGAAUUUCCAUCCCAGCCUCAUCCCCAUGUUAAUCCCAGCCCUUGGCCAAUAAAGCUUUGGCUAAAUUAGGUAAAGGCACCAGUUGCCAGUGAGAGGGGCUGAGUGCUGCCAGAGCGCUGAUAGGCUGAGGGGGCCAGGGGGCAGUAGCUGGAGGCACAUCCCACAGAGGAGACACUACAAAUUGGGGUGCCAGGGGUACCACGAAGCUUCUGGGAGUUCCUGCUGCAGGAGCUGGUGAUUCUCUGGGGGUGGGAAGCUCCAUAAAUUCCCAAGAUGACGGACCAGCAGGCAGAAGCCCGUGCCUUCCUCAGCGAGGAGAUGAUUGCGGAGUUCAAAGCCGCCUUUGACAUGUUUGAUGCUGAUGGCGGUGGAGACAUCAGCACCAAGGAGCUGGGGACAGUGAUGAGAAUGCUGGGCCAGAACCCCACUAAAGAGGAGUUGGAUGCCAUCAUUGAGGAGGUGGACGAGGAUGGCAGCGGCACCAUUGACUUUGAGGAGUUCCUGGUCAUGAUGGUGCGCCAGAUGAAAGAGGAUGCCAAAGGCAAGUCUGAGGAGGAGUUGGCCAACUGCUUCCGCAUCUUUGACCGGAAUGCGGAUGGGUUCAUUGACAUUGAGGAGCUGGGUGAGAUCCUGAGAGCCACCGGGGAACCAGUCACUGAUGAGGACAUAGAGGACAUGAUGAAGGACUCAGACAAGAACAAUGACGGCCGCAUCGACUUUGAUGAGUUCCUGAAGAUGAUGGAGGGCGUGCAGUAAGAGACCAGACAUUCCUCAGGCCAGCUGCUGCGCCCAGCCCUGCUCCCCUGCUGUCCAGGGAGCAGCAGCUCCACAGCAUCUGGCCCUCAGCACUGGCUGGGACCUUGCUCUGUGCCAGGGUCCUGGUCUCAUCUCACCACUGGCGGCUGAGCUUUUCCUCCCGUCUGUCACCUGUGGCUUUGAUUUGAGCCUCGAUUAAAGAGGAAAGGCUUGA
Molecule: messenger RNA, 1146 nt
Organism: Serinus canaria (Common canary)
Lineage: Eukaryota; Metazoa; Chordata; Aves; Passeriformes; Fringillidae
Gene: TNNC2
Product: troponin C2, fast skeletal type
Exons: 6
Coding region: 450-932 (160 amino acids)
Cellular component (GO): myosin II complex
Molecular function (GO): calcium ion binding
Source: RefSeq, a predicted model, not a curated record